Messenger RNA from Caenorhabditis briggsae, 1158 nucleotides. It is a transcript of the gene Cbr-ric-3, whose product is annotated as Protein CBR-RIC-3. The coding region runs from base 1 to 1158 and encodes 385 amino acids. Gene Ontology annotation, cellular component: neuronal cell body; intracellular membrane-bounded organelle; neuron projection. Lineage: Eukaryota; Metazoa; Nematoda; Chromadorea; Rhabditida; Rhabditidae. The record is from RefSeq and is a predicted model, not a curated record. Gene Ontology annotation, biological process: synaptic transmission, cholinergic; protein localization to cell surface. The transcript has 3 exons.
AUGCCCAAACUAACAGACAGAAAUCGGGAUAGAGAUCGAGAAAAGAAGAAGAGACGGAGAAGAGACGACAGCUAUGAUGAUUACGAAGAAGAAGGAGGAAUAUCAGGAUGGAAGCUAGGCCUUGUGGUCGGUGUGAUUGUCGUUUGCUUUGCAAUGCUCUAUCCGACACUAUUCCAUCCGAUGCUCAUGGGUUUCCUCGGUCGUUCAUCUCAACCAGCACCAUCGAUAAACCAGCAACGACCUCCAAUUCAUCCGGCAAUGGGCGGAGGAGGCGGUCAACGUCAUCCGGGUGGUUAUCCGUCCCGCCCAGACGUUCAUCCAGCGAUGCGGAUGGCUCAGGCACAAGCAGAAGGACAGUCCGGAGGAUCGAAAGGCAUGUUCACUUGGAUGCUACCGAUUUAUACUAUUGGAGUUGUCUUAUUCCUAUUGUAUACUUUAUUCAAAUCAAAAGGAAAAAAGGCAAAGAGGAAGAAGAGGAACUAUUUCGAUUCUGAAGAUGAUUCGGAGGAUUCUGAAAUGGAGACAAAGUACGGUGGAAAGUUUGGAAAGAAGAAGUUGAAAGGAUUGCAAGAGAGAUUGAGACAGACUGAAGAUGCGAUGUCGAAAAUUCUAGAACAAUUGGAAUCAGUUCAAGCAGGAGCUAAUCCAGUGGAUUUGGAUGCUGCUGAUAAGUUGGCUCUCGAGUUAGAAGAAGACAAGUCAGCCAAAGAAGCCGUCGGACUUACCGAAACCAAUGAACAGUAUAUUAAGGACCUCGAAGUUGCUCUCAAAGAGUUCCAGUCACUUUCAAAAGCAUACGAUAAGGAGAAGAUGAAGAAACUGAAGCGAAAGGAUUCGUCAUCUGAGGAAGAAGAAGAAGAAGAAGAAGAGGAGGAGGAGGAAGAGGAAGAGCUAUCUGAAUUGUCAGAAGUUGAAGAAGAGGAGGAGGAGAAACCAGUGAAAAAAGGGAAGAAAGUUGUGGACCAGAAGAAACCGGCCAAGAAGGCGAUUCUUCGUCAGAAGAGCACAUCGGAAGAAGAGGAAGAGACAAGAAUCGCGGAUAAAAAAGCGGAAGAAGAGGAGGAGGAAGGCAUCGAUAUUGAUUUUGAGAUUCGGGAGCAUGCCGAAAGGAAUAAGAAGGACAAAAAUCUCAGACGACGUCGGCCAAAGAAGACUUAA